ACCACUUUCAUUUCUCCAUAAUCAAGUAUGAUAAUGGAGAAAUUCAAUCCCAAAAAGAAAAAGCUUGUGAGUAAACGAGCUCUAAAGCUUUUGAUAGAAAUCUUACCAACACCUUUGUUCUCUAUGCUCUUUCUGAUUCACAUCAAUCAAAUCGCAAACUAUCUCUUUCUUUCCGACAAAGAAACCCUAAAUAUCACUGUGAGGGCUAUGCAAGGAGGGAUAGAUACUUGCGCCGGAAGGUAUGUGUAUAUGCACGAUCUUCCAAGCAGAUUCAACAACGAUCUGAUCAAGAGCUGUGAAGCAUACAUCGAAUUACGAAAUAAGUGUAAGUACCUUGUUAACUCUGGCUUCGGUCCACGGAUUUUGGAGGACAAACAUAACCAUACCACUCAAGUCUUAACAAUCAAAACCGGUUCUUGGUACUAUACGAACCAAUUCAUGCUCGAGGUUAUCUUCCGAGAGAAAAUGAGACACUAUGAGUGUUUGACCAACGAUUCUUCCCUUUCUUCUGCGGUUUUUGUCCCGUUCUAUGCUGGAUUCGAUGUGAGACGCUUUUGGGGAUACAACGUGAAGCUCAGAGACGAACUUGGUGAAGAUCUAGCUCAAUGGCUUAGGGAGAGACCAGAGUGGAAGAAAAUGUACGGACGAGAUCACUUCUUUGUCACGGGACGGGUUGGUCGGGAUUUUAGAAGGGUUACUGAUCAAGAUUCAGAUUGGGGAAACAAACUGAUGCGGUUGCCUGAAUUCAAGAACAUAACGAUGUUAUCGAUUGAGACGAAUUCUUGGAGCAACGAGUUUGCGGUUCCUUAUCCAACUUACUUCCAUCCAAAGAGUCGCACCGAGGUUAAGAGAUGGCAGAUGCAAGUGAGGAUGAUGCAGAGACGAUACUUGUUCUCGUUUGUCGGAGCUAAUCGGCCCGAAAUGAAGGAAUCUAUAAGAGGGGAGAUUAUAAGACAGUGCCUUGCAUCACAAGGAAGUUGCAAAUUUCUUGAUUGUGAUACAUCGACUAAAGACUGUAGUGAUCCGGUUAAGGUAAUGGAGGUGUUCCAAGAUUCGGUUUUCUGUUUACAACCACCAGGAGAUACACCUACUCGGAGAUCGACAUUUGAUUCGAUUUUAGCCGGUUGUAUACCGGUUUUAUUUAGCCCGGAUUCUGUUUACAACCAGUACAAGUGGUAUUUUCCAAAAGAUCAUACCAAGUAUUCGGUUUACAUUUCGGAGGAAGAUGUGAAAAAUGGGAAGGUUAGUAUUGAGAAGUUAUUGGCUAGUAUUAUUAGUGAAGAGAGGAUUUUGAAGAUGAGGAAUGGGGUUGAGAAGAUUAUACCAAAGAUAAUCUAUACAAAACCGGGGGAGGUUGGACCGGAAAAGAUUGAAGAUGCGUUUGAAAUUGCAGUGGCUAGGGUUCUUGAGAGAGUGUCAUUGUUCAAGAUGACACGGAUCUAGCAGCUACAUAA
Arabidopsis lyrata subsp. lyrata is the source of this 1454-nucleotide messenger RNA. Its product is annotated as probable xyloglucan galactosyltransferase GT13. The transcript has a single exon. Gene Ontology annotation, molecular function: glycosyltransferase activity. Lineage: Eukaryota; Viridiplantae; Streptophyta; Magnoliopsida; Brassicales; Brassicaceae. The record is from RefSeq and is a predicted model, not a curated record. The coding region runs from base 28 to 1443 and encodes 471 amino acids.